UUCUGGGGAAGCGGAGGGUGAGGGCGUGGCAAUUUCGGCGUUACUCACUUCCUGGUUUUUCCUUUUUCUUUCGCAGCACGAAUGGGGAAGCUGCGAAAGGAGGGGGGUAACCCUUAGCCUGAUCUCUCAUCAAGGAGCCCCGGGUUGGGCGUUGAAGGGCUGGUUUCCCCGUCUCCGAGCAGACGAAUGGAACGUUGUGCUGGGCGGUAGAAAGUCGAGCCAGGAGAAGCGGGCUGCUGGCAGAGCGGGGGCGGCAUCGGCGAGCGUGUUGCUUCAUCUUCAGCUUGGGUUUCUGAUUUUGCUUGCUGAGCUUUAUUUUUCAGAAAGUGGAAGAAGCAGGAAGGGAGUCAUCUAUCAUGGACCUAAUUCUAAUCAGCAAAAUGGAAUUGGUUGAUGAACUGAAGGUGUCAAGCAGCCUGAGGGAAAGCAACCACAUCAUGUUGGAGUUCAUAAUGAAAGGAGAGGGAAAGAUGAGAUCCAAGAAUGGACAUUAUAAUCUAUGAUGAUUACUCCAGUUCAUCGUUUCAGAGAUAUUGAGAGGAAACCAGAAUAUCUUCAACCGGACCAGUGUGUCCCACCUCCCAGCCACAGUUCCUCAGAAACAAUGUGGUUUAUUCGAGAUGGUUGUGGUAUUGCCUGUGCAGUUAUCACCUGGCUCCUGGUAUUUUAUGCUGACUUUGUAGUCAUCCUCGUAAUGCUACUUCCAUCAAGAGACUAUAUUUAUAGUGUGAUCAAUGGAAUAAUUUUCAAUACUUUGGCAUUCCUGGCUGUGGCUUCACAUUUGAGAGCAAUGAUAACGGAUCCAGGUGCAGUGCCCAAAGGUAAUGCCACAAAAGAAUUCAUAGAGAGCUUACAGUUGAAACCAGGACAAGUAGUUUAUAAGUGUCCAAAAUGCUGUAGUAUCAAACCGGACAGAGCACAUCACUGCAGUGUUUGUAAGAGAUGUAUACGGAAAAUGGAUCACCACUGCCCAUGGGUUAAUAAUUGUGUAGGAGAGAACAACCAGAAAUACUUUGUACUGUUUACAAUGUAUAUAGCACUAAUUUCUCUGCAUGCUCUAAUUAUGGUUGGAUUUCACUUCCUAUAUUGUUUGGAAGAAGACUGGACAAAGUGCAGCUCUUUCUCUCCACCAACUACUGUGAUCCUCCUGAUCCUCUUGUGUUUUGAGGCUCUCCUUUUUCUCAUUUUCACAUCUGUAAUGUUUGGAACGCAGGUACAUUCCAUCUGCACUGAUGAAACAGGUAUAGAACGGCUUAAAAAAGAGCAGCCAACCUGGGAAAAAGCCAGCGGCUGGGAAGGGAUGAAACUGGCUUUCGGGGGUAAUUUUUCACUACGAUGGUUCAGUCCCUUUUCAGACCUGAAUUGCAAGAAGGCUCCACCAGCUGGGACUGCAACAGUUGCUCCAUCAGAGAUGGUUGUGCAAGAAGCCUUUGAACCAUUUUAUGAUCCAAUGAUGGUUGUGGAAGUAUUAAGUGAUUAAUAUAAAGUAUCUUUCCAACUGUUUGGUUUUUAAACAUUUGUGUACUUAAGAGUUAGCUUUAAGGUGCCACUGAUGCAUGAAGCCAUGGAAUCUUUCUUCUUCUUGCUAAGGACUUCACUAAGCAAAAAAUAAUGAAACUACUUUCCUAUGCAUUUAACUGGUGAUGGGUUAACUACUGUAUACUUCAAGAAUUGUACUUCAUUACAGAAAAAUUAACCUAUCAUCUUGUUGGGACAACUUCUAAAAAUAUGAGGGGUAUGUUUUCUCAAGAGUUAAUGACUGGUCAAAAUCUAAGGUCAGGAAUAUAAUUCUGAUCCAUAAAAUUUCUCCUGAAGUUCAAUGUGAUCAUUUUAAGUGGUCUCGUCUGGAGAUAUUUAUGUGCUCUAAAUUACUGUUUGUGCCAUAAAUGAUAAUUCUAUAGUAAUCAGAACUACAAAAUUUAUACAUAAUGAUUAUUUUUCAGCUAAUUCAUAUUGAUUACCUCAGAAAAGCUUCGGAUGGGGGCAAUUAUAAGAAAUACCUUGGGCAAUUGUAGACAAAAGCUAAAUUAGGUAAUCUUUCAUUGUUUUGAAAGAGGUUAUUAGAUUGUUUAUUUACAAAUGUCCAAGCAGUCUAAUUUUAGCAGUGAUUUGUUCAUGCAAUCCUUAAAACUCUCCAUCUGAAGUACAGCUAAUUAUAAACAGGGAUUCUCUUCUACUGUACAUAAUUGGAAGCUCAUGCGUGUAUCCCUGAAGGGUGCGCUUGUGUAUGAUUGAGAAAGAGGACAUAGAUAUUUCCAGCAGUAAGUUGUCUUACUGCAGGGAUUUGGUUGAUAACAAGAUAAGCCUAUGAAUGAAUUCUCUGUACAUCUUAAAAACAGACCAAUUAACAUUAGUGUUUAUUGAUACAAUAUGUUCUUAAUAAAAGUGCCAUGUACAGGGUUGUUGGAUAUUUCAGGGCUGAUUUCAUGUCUAGAAACAACAGUGCUGCAAAACACUGUUGUGAUUUGGCAAUCGCAACAGGAUUGUCUCUGGGAAGGGAGACCAAUGAGUCUCCAUAUAAGAGAAGAUUAUUACAGUUAGGAAUAUGAAGGCAAAUCCCUAAGGGGCUCAAUAUUUUAUUUCAGUAUUAGGUGCUCUUUUAUAGUCUAUAUUCUUUUAUAAUCUAUUACAGAAACCUGACUUAUGCUGCUUCUCACUUGAGAUAGCAUUUAUGAGCUCUCUUAAUUGGCAGAAAUGUGAUCAUGGCUUUUCUGUAUUUGUAUAUUUCUACAUGUCCCAAAGUGUUUUUCCAACUAAUUUCUUGGGUUUUUUUUCUCUUGAAAGCAUUUUGCUUCUUAUCCAAGAAGCUUCUUCAGUUCUGACUGAAUGAUGAGGAAUGGAAGGAUUUAUAUUCUUUGCUGUCAUCUGGUCGUUCCUUCUUUUCUGCACCAUUCAGUUAGAACUGAAGAAGCUUCUUGGAUGAGGAAACAUUUUCAAGGAAGAAACCAAUUAAAAUCCAGUUGCCUUUUAGAAAAGCACCUUUGGACAACCGUGGCCUGGAUGAUUAAAAAUCUCCAUAGAGAUACAUUUCUACAUGUUAGUUAGAUUCCGUUUGUUUUCAGACUCCUGUGUCUCAUAGAAAAAAAAAAGGAAAUGGCAUUUAAAAAGUGAGGGAAGAUACAUUCUGAGGUUUUACUGGAAUAAUUUUAAAGGACUCUUCUAUACUGAAUAAGUGCCUUAUUUGGAUCCAAUCUGUUUAAUAAUGCUUUAUGUUGCCAACUGAAACCAAAUGAUUUUAUACCAUAUUAAAACUAAUCUGCUAUUAACCAAAGAUUUUUGUUUGGACUCUUUCACUAAAUAAUGUUGGCAUUAUGCUUUUGGAGCCUAAGAAGGUCCUUAAGCUAAAUAACCAGUUCACCUGGUAUCCAUUAUAUAAUUACUAGACAUAUGGCUGCUUACUGCCAGUAACUCUACUGAAGCCAGCUUGCCUUAAAACUCUGCUUUAAAUAUAUAUGUAUUUGCACAAGCAUAAUCUUUAGGUUCUGAUAAUCUAGAACAAGACUGUCAAACUCACCGUGUCACAUGACAUGACGUAUUGCAACUUUUUUUGCAUUGCCGGAGCUGGGGUGGGCGUGGUCUCUACAUGAUGCAACCGGCCUGGGGCUGACAGUUUGACAGCCUGACAUGAAAGAAGCAAGUGCUCUUUUGCUUUUAAACUCACCCCUUAGCAUGACAUUAUGCAGCCAGUUAGCCUGUAUUUUAAAGUUCAAAACAACUGUAUUUUAACAAAAAUGCAACUGUUCUGGAUGCUAAAUAAGCCAAAAGGUGCUAUAAUUCAAUAAUUGGAUUAUUAAUUAAUAGUGGGCUGGGAUUUAGCAUGUAGGAAAAUAUAUAUUUUGUAUUUUCAUGAACAGUUUUAGGGCUGCACACUGGCCUGUUCUAUGCAGUUAAAGAGUGUAGGCAUUUACAAAUGUUUCUGUUCUAGCUUUUGCUCUUUUGUAUCUUAUUUUCUGUAUUCCAGGUUAAUUGUACUUAUUAAAGGAUUGUGGCUUUCAUCCCA
This is a messenger RNA of Crotalus tigris (Tiger rattlesnake), 4000 nucleotides long. RefSeq names its product zinc finger DHHC-type palmitoyltransferase 3 (gene ZDHHC3). The record is from RefSeq and is a predicted model, not a curated record. Gene Ontology annotation, molecular function: protein-cysteine S-palmitoyltransferase activity. The transcript has 8 exons. The coding region runs from base 500 to 1480 and encodes 326 amino acids. Gene Ontology annotation, biological process: peptidyl-L-cysteine S-palmitoylation; protein targeting to membrane. Lineage: Eukaryota; Metazoa; Chordata; Lepidosauria; Squamata; Viperidae. Gene Ontology annotation, cellular component: endoplasmic reticulum; Golgi apparatus.